AUGGACCCAAAGGUGCUAUGGAGGGUGUACCUGUUGCCAGGCGGGGUUGGGGUGCACGCAGCACUGAGGCAGGGAGCCCGACCUCCUAGGCCCACUCCACUCCCGCUGCAGGGGAACUUGCUGCAGUUCGAGUCUGGACGCCUGGACUGUGCACUCAUGGAACUCUCUGGCCGCUGGGGUCGUGUGUUCACGGUGUGGCUAGGCACGCGCCCUGCAGUGGUGCUGUGCCGCUACGCAGCGCUGCGGGACGCACUGGUGCUGCAAGCGGACGCCUUCUCUGGCCGCGGGGCCAUGGCAAUCUUCGAACGCUUCACACGCGGAAAUGGCAUAGCGUUUUCUGAAGGGCCGCGCUGGCCGACGCUGCGCCAUUUUGCACUUGGAGCACUUAAGGAGUUUGGCUUGGGUACGCGGACUGUCGAAGAGCGUGUCCUGGAAGAGGCGGCUUGUCUACUUGGUGGAUUUCAAGCCACUCUAGGAGCCCCGUUCAACUCCCGGCGGCUACUGGAUAAUGCUGUAUCUAAUGUUAUCUGCUCCGUGGUCUUUGGGAACCACUAUGGCUAUGAGGACAUGGAGUUCCUGAGGCUCCUGGACCUUUUCAAUUACAACUUUCGCAUCAUGAGCUCCUGGUGGGGCGAGGUCAUGUACAUUUUCCCCUCCCUCCUGAACGGGCUCCCAGGCCCACACCACUAAAUGUUCCAAAAAUCGCUUCGGGUUUUCAUCUCUCAGCAAAUCCAGCUGCACCAGCAGACGCGGCAGCCCGGGAAGCCCCACUAUUUCAUCCACAGCUUCCUGGAUAAAAUAGAUAAGGUACAGGAGAACCCGGAGAGCCAUUUCCAGGCAGAGACGUUGGUGAUGACGCAUAAUCUCUUCUUUGGUGGUACAGAGAUCACAGGCACCACCCUGCGCUAUGGACUCCUCAUUCUGCUCAAAUACGCAGAGGUGUUAUCCAAGGUGCAGGCUGAGCUGGAUGGCGUGGCUGGCCGAAUGCGUGCCCCGACCCUGGAGGACCGAGAGCACCCGCCCUGCACCAACACUGUGCUGCACGAGAUCCAGCGUUUCACCAGCGUGGUGCCCUGCCGGCUCCCGCGUGUUCUCAUGCAACACUACUUCCUGCCCAAGGGCACCUUUGUGAUUCCUCUGCUUGUGUCUAUACACCGGGUCCCCACCCAAUUCAAGAACCCAGAAUGCUUAAACCCCACCAACUUCCACAACCAGGGCGAGUUCCAGAGCAACAACGCCUUCAUGCCCUUUGCCCUAGGAAAGCGGAUGUGCCUGGGUGCAGGCCUGGCCCCAACCGAGAUCUUCCUCACCUCCAUUCUACUGCGGUUCUUCCUGCUCCUUGUGGGGAGCCACUCCGACACAGACCUCACCCCGCAGUGCACUGGCCCGGGCAACGUGCCCCCAGCCUUCCAGCUCCGCCUCGUGGCCCGCUGA
Molecule: messenger RNA, 1434 nt
Organism: Budorcas taxicolor (takin)
Lineage: Eukaryota; Metazoa; Chordata; Mammalia; Artiodactyla; Bovidae
Product: cytochrome P450 2F2-like
Biological process (GO): xenobiotic metabolic process
Cellular component (GO): intracellular membrane-bounded organelle; cytoplasm
Molecular function (GO): heme binding; iron ion binding; oxidoreductase activity, acting on paired donors, with incorporation or reduction of molecular oxygen, reduced flavin or flavoprotein as one donor, and incorporation of one atom of oxygen
Source: RefSeq, a predicted model, not a curated record